CACGGGCACAACCACACAAGUGUCCGAGCUCUUCAAUACUAAAAUUGCAGCUAGAUUAUUCAUUCAGAGUUCAGAGUUGUGAUGUUUGUGCAAAAAUGAUGUUUUGAUCUUUUACCCAGAAAUUAGAGAUGACGUUGAGGAGCAAAACUGCUGCAAUGGGAGCUUCUGUCCUUUCUUCUUCUGGGCUUCGACUUGUUUAUUCUUCCGGUAUUCUUCUUCAUUUCUCUCCUUCCCAUUUCCAUCCUCAAUUUCAGUUCAUUUUUCCAUUUCAAUCUCUAUUUUACUGUCGAAAUUAUACAAAUCGUGUUACAAAUCAUGAUGUUGAUGACCCUCAAUUGUUCCUGAAACAUGUUAGACAUGAGUGCAAAUUAGGGUUUCACAGGAUUAAUCAUCCACUUUCUCUAUUUCGUUGUAUGAUAUCUUUGACCCCUCUUCCUUCUAUUGUUGAUUUCUGUAUGCUUUUAAGUGCAAUGUGUAAGAUUCAACCCCACCCCCCUUUCUCCAUUGUUAUCUCUCUCCUUAAGGAACUUGAGCUGUCAGGCCUCCCACCCAAUGUUUACUCCCUGAAUAUCCUUGCCAAUUGUUACUGCCGCUCUGACCGUCCUGAUUUUGGGCUUUCUGUUCUCGCCAAGAUGUUUAAGAUGGGUCAUCAACCUAGUAUUGCCACUUUCAAUACCUUCAUUAAUGGCCUUAUUCAUUCGGAUCGCUUGGAUGAAGCUGUUCAAUUGCUCGAUAAGACUCUCAAGCUUGGUUUUCAACCCACUAUCGUUACCUAUGGGGCUAUGUUUAAAGGUCUUUGCAAAUCAGGAAACAAUGUUGGUGCUCUUAAGUUGCUUCGUACCAUGGAAUCUCGUGGCCAUUACCUUCCUAAUGCUGUCAUAUAUAAUACUAUCAUUGACAGUCUCUGCAAAGACCAGGCUGUACCUCAAGCUAUCCAACUCUUUCAAGAGAUGAAAACCAAGCGCAUUUCUCCCGAUGUGUUCACUUAUCAUUCUCUAAUUCGAGGUAUGUGCACGGUGGGGAAGUGGAAAGAUGCUCAAGAGAUGUUGACUCAAAUGUUGGACAACAAUAUAAUUGCUGGUGUGGAGACUUAUACCAUGCUGAUUGACAUGUAUUGCAAAGAGGGAAUGGUUGGUGAAGCUAGGGCUACUUUUGAAUAUAUGAUUCACAAUGGUCAAGUUCCAAAUGUCAUCACUUACAGUGCUUUAAUAGAUGGAUAUUGCUUACGCGGUGAGAUGGAAGAGGCAGAAAAGGUAAUGGAUUUGAUGGUAAAACAUGACUGCAAACCUGACGUUGUUACUUUCAGCAGCUUAAUCAAUGGAUAUUCAAAGGCUAAAAAGCUUGAAAAAGCUCUGCCUCUUCUCCAAGAAAUGCAACAUAGAGGACUAACCCCUAAUGUCAUCUCCUAUAGCACUCUAAUUGAUGCCUUCUGCAAGGACAAUCAAGUACAUUUUGCACGCAAGCUCUUUAAAGAAAUGGCAUCUAAGGGUUUAAAACCAAAUGUAGUCACUUAUAAUUCAUUGAUUCAUGGUCUAUGUAAAAAUGCACUGAUUGAUGAGGCAAUACACAUGUUUAAUGACAUGAAGAACAGUGGUGUGCUUCCUAGUAUUCCCACAUACACUAUCCUAAUGGAUGGCUUGUCUGAAGCUGGUCGACUUGAAGAGGUUGCAGACAUCUUCUCCUUUCUUGUAGCUAAGGGUUUACCUCUAGAUGUGCAUACCUACACUGUAAUGAUCAAAGGAUUUUGUAAGAAAGGGCUACUUACUAAUGCUUGUGAGCUGGUAAAGAAAAUGGAAGAAGAUGGAUGUCCUCCAGAUGACUGCACCUACAAUACAAUUAUUAGGGGAUUCCUUCAUGGUAAUGAUGUAAAAAAGGCGUUGGAGCUUGUCAGCAUUAUGACCAGCAAACAUUUUGCAGCUGAUGUUCAGACUACAUCGUUUUUCGUUGACUUACUCAAUGAUCCCAGAGUUAGUGAAGAAGACAAAGCCUUGCUUCGAAAGUUCUUCGAAAUGUGAGUAAGUACUUUGUAGAUGCAUAAGCUAAUCUUCUUGGCCUUACCUAGCAUUAUCAUUUUUCUGAGUGAAGUCUGUUUAUGAAGGCAAAGACUACUCUUUGAUGGUUCACUUUUGUUUCCUGCACUUACCCCUCUUGAAAUGUAGAAUUGAUGGUUUUUCUGACUUUAUAGGCAUGUAGAAGUGGAAUUGUUUCAAUCUUCAUAACACAUGAUUGUGUAACUUUUUGUAUGAGGAGUUAAAUCCUACUAUCUAGAGAGGAUAGCUGUAUUUUUUUUCCUACACCAGGUUCCAAAUUUAUUUAGUAGAAUAUACUCAGGUUAUGUGCUA
Beta vulgaris subsp. vulgaris (sugar beet) is the source of this 2342-nucleotide messenger RNA. RefSeq names its product putative pentatricopeptide repeat-containing protein At1g12700, mitochondrial. The record is from RefSeq and is a predicted model, not a curated record. The transcript has a single exon. Bases 129 to 2015 code for a protein of 628 amino acids. NCBI's taxonomy places the organism in Eukaryota, Viridiplantae, Streptophyta, Magnoliopsida, Caryophyllales, Amaranthaceae. Gene Ontology annotation, molecular function: protein binding.